Molecule: messenger RNA, 766 nt
Organism: Anthonomus grandis grandis
Lineage: Eukaryota; Metazoa; Arthropoda; Insecta; Coleoptera; Curculionidae
Exons: 2
Coding region: 75-650 (191 amino acids)
Source: RefSeq, a predicted model, not a curated record
CCUGGCAACACUGCACGCCGUUUCAAUGACAUACGUCAAAAAAAGUAAACAAAUAUGACGUCAACAUCAUAGCAAUGAGUACUCAAAAAGGGAACUCUAGUAGAUCCCGGCCGCAAAAACACCAAAACCGUCACGCAUUCAAAAACACGUUGCACGACACAAGUCAUAAAACGAAAUCGAUAGUUUCCACUCAGGUGUCCAAUGUGUGCCAGAGAUGCAAAGAGAUAAUCGAGUGGAAAAUCAAGUAUAAAAAGUACAAACCACUUACACAAGCUAAGAAAUGUGUCAAAUGCGAGUUAAAAACGGUUAAAAGGGCUUACCACAUAAUGUGUGAUCCUUGCGGAGCUAAAUUGGGGGUAUGUGCCAAGUGCGGACAAGACAAAGAGGUUGUAGUUGCCCCACCCAGCGAGAAGGAACAGAUUCAGUUGGACGAGGAAAUGAAGGUGUUGUUGAAGAGUUUACCAGAGAGGAAACGAAGGACUUUUAUAAGAUAUAUGAAUAAAAGUGGUGAGGAGAAGGAAGAAAAGUUGCAAAAAGAAGAUAUUUUAAAUAAACUGAAUGCUUUAAAAGUCGAUGAUGGUGAUGAUGACUUAGAUGAUUUCAUGGGGUUAUCAGACGAUGAAGGCGACGAGCAUAAUAGUGAAAGUUGAAAUAAUAAUAGUUAUUGUUAAUAAUUUUUUUUAUUCAAAGAUGUUUUAUAAUUUUGUCUUAUUAAAUAGGAAAAAAAUAAUACUUUGGCUACAAAAAAUAAAUGCAACUAAUCUUU